Messenger RNA from Linum trigynum, 234 nucleotides. Lineage: Eukaryota; Viridiplantae; Streptophyta; Magnoliopsida; Malpighiales; Linaceae. The record is from the annotation of a GenBank genome assembly.
AUGACGGGCCUAACCUGCAACUCUUGCAACAAAAAAUUCAAAGACGAUGCCGAGCAAAAGCUCCAUUACAAGUCCGAUUGGCAUCGCUACAAUCUCAAGCGCAAGCUAUUAGGUGGCUGGGGUUCCUGGUGUCACGGAAGCAAGUUGGGGUUUUUUUGUAGUUUAGCUACUGGUCAUGUGGACAUUAUCACAUGCAUGGAAAUGGAAGUGGAAGCAGAGAAGCAGGUUGCUUAA